GUUUGGCAAUGAAUCUAUUUUUCAUGGACUGAAUGCAAUGAAGAAAUCGGAGGAGCAGAAGAGGAAGGAUAGAGCACAGAGGUUUGGGUUUAUGCAGCUUGUACUUGCUGAUGUAGAAGAAAAGAAGGCAGCUAGGCUUGCCAGAUUUGCACCAAUCUCCACGACUAAUUUAGUGGAAGAAGACAAAAUGAAAGCUAGGGAAAUUCGGUUUUCAUGA
This is a messenger RNA of Ilex paraguariensis (yerba mate), 217 nucleotides long. NCBI's taxonomy places the organism in Eukaryota, Viridiplantae, Streptophyta, Magnoliopsida, Aquifoliales, Aquifoliaceae. The record is from the annotation of a GenBank genome assembly.